Messenger RNA from Loxodonta africana (African savanna elephant), 13351 nucleotides. It is a transcript of the gene MBP, whose product is annotated as myelin basic protein. Gene Ontology annotation, molecular function: structural constituent of myelin sheath. The transcript has 6 exons. The record is from RefSeq and is a predicted model, not a curated record. The coding region runs from base 138 to 905 and encodes 255 amino acids. NCBI's taxonomy places the organism in Eukaryota, Metazoa, Chordata, Mammalia, Proboscidea, Elephantidae.
GCCCGACCCCGGAGAGCGGCGGCCGCCCUGGGACCCGCUGCCCGCGCGGCGCCCAGACCUGGUGCGGGACCGGAGGGGCAGGAGCGCAGCCCGGACCAGCGAGCACAGCCCGCUUCUGAAAAGCGUAUUCGUUCACAAUGGGAAACCAUGUGGGAAAGCGAGAGUUAAAUGCUGAGAAAGCCAGUAAGGAUGGUGAUGCCAAUAGAGGAGAAUCAGAAAAAAAGAAGAACCUUCGAGAACUUCCCCAGGAGACCUCAGAAGACAAUGACGUAUUUGGAGAGGCAGAUGUGAAGCAGUACAAUGGGACCCCCUCUAAGGACACAGCGGUGACAGACCCCAGUCACACAGCGGACCCAAAGAAUGCCUGGCAGGAGGCCAGCCCAGCUGACCCAGUGAGCCGCCCCCACUUGAUCCGCCUCUUUUCCCGAGAUGCCCCAGGCAGAGAGGACAACACCUUCAAAGACAGGCCCUCGGAGUCAGACGAGCUUCAGACCAUCCAGGAAGACAGCGCAGUAGCCGAGGGCUUGGAUGUGAUGGCGUCACAAAAGCGGUCCUCCCAGAGGCACGGAUCAAAGUACCUGGCCACAGCAAGUACCAUGGACCAUGCAAGGCAUGGCUUCCUCCCGAGGCCCAGGGACACGGGCUUCCUCGACUCGCUGGGGCGGUUCUUUGCCGGUGACAGGGCUGCGCCCAAGAGGGGCUCCGGCAAGGUACCCUGGCUAAAGCAGAGUGGGAGCUCUCUGCCCUCCUCUCCCCGCAGCCCACCCGGGCUGUGCAACUUGUACAAGCCGGUGCUUACGGUUAAUCCAUCCCUGCAGAGGAGGCAGCAGCCACCUGCAGACCCAAGGUGCCUGUCCAGUAAGCAGCGCAUCACGAAGCUGCAACCCCAGCUGUCGUCAUACUAAGAGAACAAGCCCAGGGACUCUCUCCUUUCUGAGAAGGAGGUUUGCUUACUUUGACAGUCUUCCUCCAGAAGUCCUGGGUCCUUCUUCAUCCCUGACAGUGGCCAUGAUCACUAGAGAGCAAACUUGCUCCCCCAGCCUCAAGAAUGGCUGGCAAGGACGGGACUGACUUCGAGGAUUUAAACGCACUGGUAGGUCCAGGACUCAGUGACCAAAGGCUUGCACCACAGGCAUGUGAGGGGGAGAGCAGAUGAGAAGCCACAGCCUCGAGUAGCUCAAGGGUGAGGGCCUGUGGGGUCAGGCACGUGUCCAGAACCCAACUUCCUCCCCACGGCCUGGACACCCCCAUGGGUACUGGCCAGGCCAGCUGACAACGCUCUCUCUCUGAUGGCCACAGCACCUUCCUGCUCUCUGUCAGGGUAAAAUCCAAGGCAACAUGUGAAAGAAUAAUCAAUUCCAAUGCAGUUGUUGGGACUUCCGGAACCAGACUCCAGGCUGGGAAUUCCUAGAUUCCACAAGACUCCACGUCUUUCUAAGGACUCGUAUAACACCGGUUUAUAUGAGGAACACAGCAUGACCGGAGGUGGGUGGGUCUAGGUGAACACAGUAGACGAUGAAGUAAGAUUUGAGAACACAAACAUAAGCUGGAAACGCAAGAAUUCCAAGGGAGGAAGAAGGAACGGAGUGCACGAUGGGAGAACAGGCAGGUGCUUUUUCCUUAUGUUUUCUCUUCUGUCUGAUGCCACCUCCCCUCCUUGUCAAGCCCAUGAGGGCAGGGACCUUGCCUCUCUUGGUCUGACCCUUGUACAGUGCCCUACACAAAGCAAGCACCUCUAAACAUGCUGGGGGAAUCAGCACACAGCCCUCGAUUCCUGCAGGAAAUGAGAGGAGCCGGGAGGAGGAGCAGGGGGCGGAUGCAAGGACACGACAGGUGACCAUGGAAGCGUCCCCACAUUCACAAAGUCAACCUCCGCGUUCCGGACUCUGGAGACAAACAAUGAACAGCAGGGGAAUGCUUUGUGAUAAUGUCCAUCCAAACACUAAUGAAUUAAUGUCCGUUCAUGGAUUAGGCUGAGAACUGUCACCCUGACACCAGUGCUUGCCUUUGGGCCAGCGGCUUUUCUGUUCCUGGUUCGCAUUCAACUACUAAUUGAGAAGUGGGUGGUUUGACCCCACCCUGUGGUGCCAUGGAAGAAAGGCCUGGUGAUCUGCUUCUGUAAUGAUUACAGCCAAGAAAACCCUAUGCUAUGGAGCACAGUUCUGUUCUGCACACACAGGGCCACCAUGAGUCAGAAUCAACUCCACAGCCAUGGUUAUUAAUAAAUUAAUGUCCAACACUUCUUUUUCUUCAGAAAGUCCUUAAUGCUCCAGUUAAGGAGGCAGUGGUAGAAUUCUCCUCUUUCACGCGGCAGACCCAGGUUUAAUUCCCGGUCAACAUACCUCAUGCACGGCCACCACCCAUCUGUCAGUGGAGGGUUGCAUGUUGUUGUGAUGCUGAACAGGUUUCAGGGGAGCUUCCAGACUAAGACAGACUAGGAAGAAAGGCCUGGUAAUCUGCUUCUGAAAGUCAGCCAAAGAAAAUCACAACACUUGGAUCCACAACCCAUCAUGGGGUGGCACUGGACCAGGCAGCAUUUAGUUCCGUUGUGCAUGUGGUUGCCAUGAGUCUGGGGAGACUUGAGCACAGCAGCUAACAAAAACAACAACAAGGCUUCAGCUAUCUGCAGGUGGGUUAGAAGCUCCUCCCUCGGCCUCCUGCCCAUCAGUGAGUGCUGACAGCAUUUGCUAAAAGACCCUGCUUCUGAACCCAACUCUUCCCACAGCAUCAUUGGAGUUUCAAGAGUCACAAAUAUUUGAUAAUCAAAAAUACACGUUUCAGUCCAGACUGUACCACUUCAUGGUGACGUGUCUUUGGGCCAGUCGUGCCCCGUCUCUGAGCGUGGUUUCCUUGCAUGUAAAACAACAGCAGCAGCAGAAAUAACCAUCUGUCCUGCCAACACGUAAAAUUUGCGUGAACACACAGGAAAAGAGAUGCACAUUUCUUCACUAACGGAUGCCUUGGGCGACACGGGUAUGAUCACGUCUCCUGCCUCCAUGCUGCAUGAAGCUGUUCUAGAAAAGCCUAGGGUAGCUGCUGUAAAGAGCUGCACCUACACCUGGAAGAUCUGGUUCCAGGCUCCCCUGACACAAGCACUGGCCUUUCGGCCAGUGGCUUCUCUGCUCUUGGGCCUCAAUGUCCCCAGCCCCAAAAUGGACGUGUCAGAUCAAAUGAUAGCAAAUAUUUCUCCGAAGACUAGGGUCCUACUGCAUCUUUCAGUCUCAGGGGAGACCUCACAUCCACUGUGAUGACACCUCAGGCCCUACCCAGGGGUCGUGAGGAAAGCGACUGGGUGUAAGUUACGCCUGUUAGUUCUUGUUCUGCUCAGGAAAGAGAGAAAAUCUCAUCGUCCCCCGCACCAGCCCAGCAUCACUCACCGGGAAGACUACAUAGUCUGUCUGCAUGCUGCUUCUCCAGGUUUCAGAAACCCAGUGUCUUCAGUAAAUGCUCUGACCAAGCCUGAAUGAUUCUAAUGGCUGUGCUCUGAGCCCAUUAGCCUCCAGCAGGAAGGACCCAAAGUGGGACCCUCUCUUUGGAGAUGGGUGGCUGCCCCGCUGUCUUCGGACCUGGCCUCUCCCUUACACUGCCCCCGUGAGGCUGUUCCCUACCGCACCUAGACCAUGGGCUCACAGCCUUUCUUUGCUAGAAAGCCUGUUGCUGCUUUGCUAUUCCAUCCAAACAGAAUUUUCCAGAACCCACUCCUGGAUACCCGUCUUCUGCUGCAAGUGCACAACUGAAUCCCCAAACCAAGAAAAAGGCAUUCUGGUAGCCACUGUUUUGGCUUAUGCAUCUUGUGUAACGUUCGCUUAAUAUCUACGCUAACGAAAGACUUCUACCCAUUGCAGGCACUGAGGUCUUAAAAGAUGGGAGCUUGGGGGCAAAGAAAAGAAAUCAGAAUGGUCAAGUCCAGCACCCAAGACUGCUCCCAGCUAUUUUUUUAAGAAACAGCCACAAAGUCCCAGAACUCAGCAUUGGAGAACAGCCGGACUAGACUUGAGCUCCUAUCCAUCAGCUCCAAGUGGUGCAAGUCAGUGGGACAGCAUGCGCUCCCCGGGAGAAGACACCCGAGGGCCAUUGUGCUGUGUGGGUCCUGUAGCUGCUGAGACCAGGCAUGGGGCUGUGCGAGUGGCUUCCUGACAGAGCAUCUUCUGCACAGUGACUGCAGAGAGCAGGCUCUGCAUCAUGGGGCUCACCCAAGACAAGGGGAAAAGAUGUACCAACGGUGACUUAGCAGGUGUGGGAGCAGUGUUCAGCUCAGAGGUGCCUUGCCCACCUCCACUGCCCCCCUUCCUGAUGGAAAACCCUUACAGGGAGCAGUGGCUGGGAACCAUGCACCAGGGUACUUCCCCUUGGAGGCUGAAUUCCAGAUCAGAAAAUACAGUCACGUGGAAGAGCCUGCUCAGUGCUGGGGGCCCUGGGUGCACACCCUGCCUUCUGCUAGUCUCUGCGAGAGGCCUCAGACCCUGACCUGACGUCGCCACCAAGUGGGGGCAAGUGGCCCCUCCAAAGGAGGCUUAGAUCCUUCAUUCCCUCGCUUCAGGGAGAAACAUGGUGGAGAGGAGAACAGAAACCGGAUGUGCUCCCAAAACACGCCUCGUUUGGCAGCGUCCAGAUCACAGCCUCAGCUACUUGGUUUCCUGAAGUAGAAUCUCCCAUGCUUGGACAUGGAGCCCUUUAAAGGUGGGGGAAAAGAACAACCCCACCUGAGGAGAAGGCCAGGGGUGAUCUCAGACUAACGCAGGACCCUCUAUCCCCAGGGCCCCGCCACACCCCAUAUUAGCAUUUCCAAUUUUUUUAUGCCCAGGAGAAAUGUAUUUGCACAACAGUCACCAGGUAACCCAACAUUUCCAUUUAGAUCAAAGUUUUGUCUGUGCAUCCCAGCAGUAUAAAGAAAAGCCUGUUGUUGAUAUAACACAGCUUUCUAUAAAGGAAGAAAGAGCCACUGGCUUUAAUUAAACUCAUUCAAGUCAGUAAAUCAAGAACAAACAUAUUCUUAAGCUCUGCAAAGGGAAAAACACAGGAAAAACAGCAUCUAUCAUUGAGACAGAAAAGAAUUCUCUCCAGAUUGCAAAAUGUAAACUGGCCCGACCUUGUGGGGAAGAACCCAGCCCUCUCUCCCGAGGCACAGUAGGAGCCCUUUGCCCAGAAGUAGCGUCAUUGUUUCUUCUGAGAAACACAUCAACAAAACUUGGUGAUGGUGAAAGGCAGCAAGAGAGAGCAGCGUUGUCCAGGGGUCCCCGGGGGUUGGGGAUGAUGGGAGAAAGAAUGUGACUCAGACGAUAUAUCCUGGGCCUGAUUUGAAAGGGAGAAAGAUCACAACUCACACAAUUUACAGUCAGACAUGCCAUUUAAUCAGCAAACAGGUGAGCUUUGAUGCACGCGUUCUGCUCAAUUACAUUCACUUUAUUGGCACCGAGUUCGGCUACAAGGCUAGUUGCCAUGGGCAUAAAGAUGCCCCAAUCUUCCCUUCAGAUGGCUUACAGACCAGGACGGCAGACAGACAGACAGGCUUAUUGUGUACCUAUCUGUCUCUCACACCCGUAUUUAGGUGGGAAAUACAUGUGCCAGUCAAGGUAGGAGAGCCAUUUGAUAGAAUGGAGGGAGGUGUUCAUGCCACUGCCCCUUUCGGGAAAUCUGUGAGGAGGCUAUAUCAUUUACACAAAGUUUCAAGGGGUGUGAAGGAUUGUUUAAGCAGUGAAGCAAGGGAAGGGGUGGGAAAAGUGAGUCCCUUUCAUAGUGAACUGUAUUACAGGACUCAAUUUAGCAAUGAUGUAUUAGAAGGAGUGCUUGGGUGGUGCAAACAGUUAAUAUGCUCAGCUGUGAACCAGAAAGUUGGAGGUUCAAGUCCACCUAAAGGUGCCUUGGAAGAAAGGCCUGGCGAUCUGCUUCUGAAAAAUCAGUCAUUGAAAACCCUAUGGAGUACAGUUCUACUCUGACACACAUGGGGAAGCCAUGAGUUGGCUCAAUGACUACUGAGAAAAAAAUGGAUAAAGAAUACUACAGUCAUAUCUGCAAAAGCCAGAACCAGCGAAAGGUGGAAACCCACCAAAUCGAGCAAUAGAAAAGUGACAAGGCUGCACCCUGUCAAAAGCAGGAAACUUGCGAGACCCAGAAAAACAAGGCAGUCCCAUUGAGUUCCAGCUCUCGCAGGUUUCACUGUAUAUUGGAAAAGAAUAUGUUAUUAUUACUGUCACAAGAAAAAAACAUGUACUCCAAAUCUUACUCAGUUGUUCUUUCUUGUCUUUGGCAGUUCAGAAAACGACACACCUUUAUUGUCUUGGUCUCAAACAGGCUAAAUACAUAAAGCUCUUAGCUCCUGCUAUCUGAUUGUCUUGAGAAUGCCACAAGAAUCAAAGAUUUCCCAGUGGUGGGGAGAUGGGGGGAAGCAAAAUGCAAAUUUCUUUACUCUCAUGCUCCGUCUGCCUGGGAAACCUGAAUGAACAGCAGGAGUUGUUCAGGCUACAUUGUGGAUAUAUGCAAAAAAAUUAAGCGGCAUUCAACCUGCAAGCUAAAGGAAUAAGUGUCGGAAGGUAUAAGUUUGUCUGUGUUUAGUCAAUUGAACAAAAUAGAAAGAUCCAGACAAAAUAGUCUGUUGUGUCAGGUAUAACUUUCCCACUGAAAGCAGGAACUGACCAGACCCUAGUUUUAAAUGAGUUAAUAAGCCAGCAUCCUUAAAAAUGAUCAGGGAAUGGAAAAACCUCAGCUCAUUGACAAUAAAAAACAUUGACUAGGUUUGCAUUUGUUGUGUCUAACUAUCAGUAUUUACCAAAUAGCUGGGAGUAGUUUGGUGGCAUUGAGCAGCACUUACCACCUUUCCAAUUCCCUAGGUACUAACUGACAUACUGAACUGACUCCAUCUACAGACACUUGUUCCCUUUUCUCAUGUAACAGCACAUUUUUAUGGCUCAUAGCUUCACAACGUAAGGUAAGUCUACAAACUUUGUAAAGAAAACACCACGUAGUUUUCUAAAGUCCACUCUCGCCUACCUUGUCCUUGUGUCAUGUGCUGGCCGCUGAGUUUCUCUGUCUGCUGCUGAGAUCCAGGUCUGGAGUGUGACGGUUGUCCAGUGUCCAGUAGACAAGCGUCCUGCGGGGCAGUGCACCCCUAGGGAUAGAGCACUGUGCUAAAUGUUAGGGAACUCACCCCUUUUCAGCCUUCAUUUACACAUCUGGAAAAUGGGGCUUUGCGUAGAGCAAGGCUGAGUAGCAUGUCUGGUCUACAGGCAAUGUAGAAAACAUAAUAGCACAUACACACCAGAUUUUAAAAGCAAGUAGAAGCUCUUUCUUUACUACUUUCCUUUUUUCCUUUUGGAGAUGUAAGGAGAAAUACAUGUCCCCGGAAAUUGGAUGAUUUUUGGUUAAGUAAACGCCAACACGAAAAUUGUCACUGCUUUUAGCCACGGGAAUAUUAACAUCUGGACACACUUGAGAUGGGUCAGCAAAGGGACAUCUUUCUAAUGGGUUGUCGAGAACAAGUUAGGCUGACUUUGUGCGGCCGUGGGGCAGCCUCAGGGCACCUCCUCCAGGGCACUUCCACCAGGGCUGUGUGCUGACGUCAUGUGGCCAAGCACCAACAGGUCUUGGUCUCUGCUUAAGUCUUGCUAAGUCUCUGUAGUAGAAGACCAGGAGGUCAGUGGUGGGCUGAGGUGGGGAAAGCCUGGUGUGAGGGACACCUACCAGGUAACCUCCAUGAGAAUGUACGAUUUCAGGUUCACAAAGGGCAGAGGUUUCCCAAUAGCAACUGCACAUAGAGAUAACUCACUGUUUUCCGUCAUGAAGAAAAGAUGACACAGGUGUUGUCAAGACUCAGCUAUCAGAGGUACAACGUAUUUGAAGGAUCAAGCUCCCAAAAACUAGUAUGUAGUAAAAUACACUGAAAGUAGAGAAACAAAAUAUAUUUUGUUAAUAUAAAAAUGUUAAUAUAUGUUAUGUUAAUAUCAAUGUUGGAGACCCUGGGUGCUGCAAAGGGUUGACGCACUCUGCCGCUAACCGAAAGGUUAGAGGUUCAAGUCCAUCCAGAGAUACCUCAGGAGAAAGUCCUGGCAAUCUGCUUCCAAAAUAAAUCAGCCAUUAAAAAUCCUAUGAAGCAGAGUUCUACUCUGACACACAUGGGGGCACCAUGAGUCGGAAUCAACUCAACAGCAACUGGCAUGGAAUGGCAUUUAAUGUUCAUAUAUGUGGUGAUGAUGUUUUGUUGAAUUAUGUGAUCUGGAGGGAAGCCAGAGCCUCUUGACUGGUAUUUAUAGGAUUUUAUGAUAUUUUGCAACAUGCCUCAAGCCUUUUUCACCAUUAUGAACACUCUUGGUCAUUAGGGGUGGAGGUGUAGACAAGCAAGGUAUUGGAGUUGUGGUUUUAAAGUUACGGAACAGAGUUGGCUCUGUAAUUCUCUGGGAUAAAAGAAACCAUAUAUUCUGUACAUGGGCAAUCUUCCAGUUAGCUUUAUUGGUGCUUACUUAUCCAAUGUUUUGUUAUUAUUCUGUGACUGCUCCCUUGCACCCAGCCAAUAUCACUCAUCCAGAAGAGAAAAGCAAGUAAGCUGAAGUGGGGAGAGAGAAGGGAGAGAGCCCAGGUCUCGUUGGGCCGGGUGUGACCCAGCAUGGAGCUCACAGACUGGACUCGGGGUCCAGGCACUGGCGGACACAGGCAGGUCCCAGACCAUGUGGUCACCAUGAUUUCAAUAGUGAACAUUCUAGAUGGCUGAUUCAGGAAAUGGUUUAAAUUCCUCUCUCAGGCAAGAAAUAAAGUGAGAGCUACCAAAAAAACCAAACCCAUUGCCAUCAAGUCAAUUUCGGCUCAUAGUGACCUACAGAACAGAGUAGAACUGCCCCAUAGAAUUUCCAAGGAGUGACUGGUGGAUUCGAACUGCCAUCCUUUUGUUUAGCAGCUGUAAGGGUUAGUACAUUUUUGUUUCCUAACCACAAAAAUCUCAGGCACGGUGGAUAUUCAUUCUAUCCAGAUACAGCAUUUUCUCUGACAGCAAAUGGUCCCAUCCGUUAAUCAAAUCUAAAUGCAAAUGAUGGUGGAGACAAACACCUCGUCCCUCUCUUCAUAAAACAGCCCCAUUGUGUAUUCAGCAGGGUGAGUCUUUACCCCAAUGAUGGUCUUGAUCUUCAGAUAUGUCGGGCAAAGACCUAGCUCCUAUUUCCAAGUCUAAGGACUUUCAGCUCUUCUAGACAAUUUUUUUUUUUUCUAAACCUUAGAGGGCCUUGUAAAACUUAUAAACCCCUCCUGGUGGCUGAAGAAGCAACGUGUAAAGGGGGGCGGAUUAUCCAAUAGGCAAGGUAAGCACGGUGCUUACCUUGCUUACCAGAUCGUCUGUAGUGAACAAUUUCACAUUUUUUCACCACAUCGAAGUUUCUGUUUCUAGGUAUGGCUGAGAUCUCUCUUCCAGCCUCAUAGCACCUUCCUACAGAAUCAAAGCCUCUUUUCAAAUUUGCAAUCACCGACAGGGGCAGUUGACCCAGUAAGGGAGGUAAGCACAGGUUUACUUGUGCUUACUUAAUCUGUAAUAAACAAUUUCACAUGGAACCAUGUGAAAUUAAUUGUUCACUACAGAUUAGUAGAUAAGCACAAGUAAGCCAGUGGUCACCUUGCGUAUUGGAUAACCUGCCUCUGCAUGUAAACCAUAUAUAAGGGCUCCCCUUGCUGGUGAAGAACAUCAUCACAGGUUGAAGGAAAAUAAGUUCCAAACCCAAAAACCCAGUGCCGUUGAGUCGAUUCCAACUCAUAGUGACUCUAUUAAGUUACACAAUAACGAACAGUACAUUGGAACAGAUUCAUACAAACCCAAACCAAACCCUCUGCCGUCGAGUCUAUUCCGACUCAUAGCAAGCCUAUAGGACAGAAUAGAACUGCCCCGUAGAGUUUCCAAGGAGUGCCUGGUGGAUUUGAACUGCUGUAGCACUUAACCACUACGCCACCAGGGUUUCCAGGUUCACAUGGAGGGAGCAAUUUAUUUUAAAGGUAAAUGAAGCGAUCACCUUUUAACCCAAGCUCCUCCUACCAUGGUGCUUAAAUUGAGAAAAAUGGUUUGUUUGUUUAUUUGUUUUAAUUAAGAAAAAAUGUGCUUUUGUGGAGGAAAAAAAAAAGAAAAGUUAGGGGAACAAAAUAGUAUGCAUGGUCUGAUCACCUUGAAGGCAUAUGCGUGUUUCUCCAUCUUUGUUCAUGCAUCAAGUCACAUCUAAAACAGUGUUCUUCAAAAUGUCAGCCAAAGUCAUCCCUAGGUGGCAGAAUUUCUUCUAUAAACUUUUCUAUUUAGCCAGUAUUUUCUAUAAAAAGAAUGUAUUAUUUUUCAAAACAUUCGGAAGCUUUCAUUUAAAAAUAUUAAAACUUCUUUUUUCCCCACAUUUCACUUGUCCCAAAUAUUCGGUUCCAAAUAAACCAGCCAAAUCUUGUGUACAAAUGUCCUACCUCACCCAGUGGAGGUGGGGUAGGCUCCAUGACCUCCAGCCCCUUUCCCCCACAGUGUGGCGGGGCCAGGGCCAGUCUGCCUGCAUCUCAGCUCUUACCUGGUGGUAAGUAAGGCAUGAGAGAAUGCCUAAAUACCGCACCCCGUAAAUUGUAAAAUACAGCAAACAAACCAAAGAGCCCCACUAGUUUUCAGGUAUGCUGACUAACAUUUCCCAUUAACACCCCACCUGUUCCUCAUGGAAGCUCCCAGAUCUGCAUCCUAGCAUUGAAUCGAGGUGCAGGAGUACAUAGUGACAAGGCCAGGGGCCAGGCCUGGACGAGUGGCUGAAGGGCUGGCAGCUGGCGUGAGGGCGGGAGGUGGCCAGGUCAGUCAUCCAGAAGGGACAAGGGCCUUCCCGACCAUGGCCGAGGCUGCCCUCCUCCUCCAGGAACUGGACUCCAACACCUAGACUUACUGCACGUGCUUGACCAGCACUUCCUCAGGAGAGGGCUUGACCUGUUACUCCACUGCGAAUCUCAAAACCUCUAACGCUGUCCAGUAGGUGGACCUUCAAAAUGACACGUGCUGGUAUUCACAGCGUGAAAUGGUCAUUGCAAGCUGUUGAGGGAAGGAGAGAUGGGAGCUGAAGACAUCUUUUCUGUCUGAGUAAUGGGAGGCAGCCGGAGAUGUGGAGGCCAGAGCAGAUGAGCCUUCCUUGUCUUCUCAGUCCCUGGUGGUGGGUACUGUCGCCAUGACAACAAAGGAUGCCAUUCUCAGCUUUUUCUCCUGUGCCUCACUGCCACCCUUUAGGGAUACAGAACCAGACCUGGAGUCUUAGGAAACACCCUGAGAUAUAACCUCACUGGGUAAUUGCCUUCCAUUUCCCGCCUUCUAUUCAAAGGUGGCCUCUUAGUAAAGUUUAGAGCUGAAAAGUCUCUUAGUAAUUCUCUGUUUCAAUAUCCAUGUUUUACACCUGAGGCACCAGAAUCCCUGCCCACGAAGGGACCUGCUCCAGGCCAUGCAGAUGGUUAGCGUGAAACCCAGGCAGGAUGGAGUCUUCCGGCUUCAGAGGGCUGCCGGAGAACCUGGGCUUUUUUGUUCCUUUGUUCGUUUUAUAUUUACUGAGUUCCAUUGUGUGGGUCUAACUGCCCAAACGUUUGGAGAUAAGGUAGACUUUGGUGUGUGUUUGGGAGAUGGGGUCCUCCAAAAGACUCAAGCCUAGCUGAAAAAACAAGAUGUUCGCGGAAAGGUAAAACAGACAAUCCAACACCAGGAGGUGCCACGUGGUUCAAAAAUACAGACAUACUUGGUGUCAGGGACGGUCUAAACCAAAGCUCAGCUGUGGAAAUGAGAUGUGUGUACUUAGAGAGCAGACAAGGCUUACAUAUACAGAGAUUUCAGACCAGGAAAUUCAAGAAUGAUAUGUUUCCAUGCACUCAAUUUUUGGGUACAUAAUGAUACCAAAAAAAACCAUUGCCAUCAAGUUGAUUCUAACUCAUGGUAAUCCUAUAAUGAUAGGCCAUAUUGAAUGACUUCAUCUAAUUUUAUAGAGCCCUGACGGCACAGUGGUUAAGACCACAGCUGCUAAUCAAAAUGUUGGCAGUUUGAAUAUACCAGCCACUUCCUACGGGGGAAGUUCUACUCUGUCCUAUACGGUUGCUAUGAGUUGGAAUUGACUCACCGGCAACGGGUUUAGGUUUUUUGGUUUUAUUUUAUAAAAUAACAUACAGUAAAAUGGAUUCUUUUGGUGUACUGCUUUAUGAAUUUUAACACUUGUAUAGAUUCGUGUCACUACCAUCAAAAUAAGGAUGCUCACCCCAAAAAACUCCAUCCUGCUAUACCUUUGUAGUCACAUACACCCCGAAUAUUCCUCACCCCUGGCAACCUAGUGACCUGGCCUUCUCACUAGAGCUUAGUCUUUCUGAGAAUGUCAUGUAAGUGGAAUCAUGCAGUAUGACACCUUUUCAGGCUGGACUCUUACUCAGCAUAAUGUUUUUGAGAUUCCUUUGAGUUGAGGCAUGCAUAAUUGUACUCCUUUUUAUUGCUGAGUAGCACUUCAUGGUAUGCAGAUACCACGGUUUGUUUAUCUAUUCACCUGUUGAAGAACAUUUGGGUUGUUUGCAGUUUUUAGUGAUUAGGUAAAGGGCUGCUGUACACAUUCAUGUGCAGGUUUUUGUGUGAACGUAAGUUUUUAUCUCAGAUUUAAAGUACUUUUCCCUCCAAAUAUUGGUGACCAAUAUUCAUUAUAAAUAUCACUUCCAAUGAUACAUAAUUUUUCUUUUAUCUUCCAAAGCAGGGAGUGGGGUUGCUAGGUUAUAUGGUGGGUAUAUGGUUAACUUGGUAAAAAAAUUAUUUUAUGGAGUGGCUAUACAAUUUUGGAUUCCCAUCAGCUAUGUAUGAGAGUCCCAGUUGCUCCACAUCCUUGCCAGGACUUGGUAUUGUCAAUUUUUUUUUUUUUUUUUAGCCAUUCUUAUAAGUAUAUAGUAGUAUCCGAACACGGUUUUGAUUUGCAUUCCCCUAAUAACUGAUAACGUUGAACAUCUUUUCCUGUUCUUAUUUUCCUUUCAUUUGUCCUCUUUGAUGAAGUAUCUGUUCAAGCGUUUUGUCCAUUUCUUUCACUGGGUUGUUUGGUUCCUUACUAGUGAGUUUUGAGAGUCCUUUCAAUAUUCUGCUUUCGGGUCCUUUGUUGGAUAUAAUUUGGAAAUAGUUUCUCCCGGCUUGUCUUUCAUGGUCUUAACAAUGUCAUUUGCAGGGCAAAAAAUUUGAAUUUUGAUUAAGUCCAGUUUAUCAAUUUUUUUCUUUUUAUGGAUGGUGUUUUGGUGUCAUGUCUAAGAAUCUGUGGCCUAACCAGGUCAUGAAGAUUUUCUCCUACAUUUUCUUCUAAAAGCUUUAUACUUUUACUUUGUAGGUAGAGAUUUAUGACCCAUUUUGAGUAAUUUUUGUAUAAGGUGUGAAUUUGGG